This is a messenger RNA of Triticum turgidum subsp. durum (durum wheat), 1197 nucleotides long. The record is from the annotation of a GenBank genome assembly. NCBI's taxonomy places the organism in Eukaryota, Viridiplantae, Streptophyta, Magnoliopsida, Poales, Poaceae.
AUGGCGGCUCGCCCCAGGCGUGGGCCCAACGAGUUCGUCUCCUACCGCCAGCCCGGCGCGAGCGAGGCGUCCAUGCAUCACCAUCCUGGCGACGAGCGCUUCCCCGGCGGGCCGAGCCACGGCGAACUCCAGGAGGUCGACGAGCCCGAGGCGCCGGCGCAGCCGCCCGGCGGCGGGCGCGGGCCCUACUACAUGGCGCCGUGGCAGAGGCGGGGCCGGCCGCCGCCACAGCCGCUGCCGCCAGUGGCGGUCGACGAGCCGCGGUACCGGUACGAGCGCGUCCCGGGAGAGCAGAGGAUGAGGAUCCCGGGGCCGGUCCAGGCGCCGCGGAUGGGCGCGCGCCCGACCGGCAACGGCGGCUACCGGACCAACACCACGAGGGUCGAGCGCGUCACCACGAUCAAGCAAGACGACGACGGCGGCGGGCCUUACCAGGCGGGCGCGCCGGUGCCGAGCAACGGGAGCCCGCAGCAGCAGCAGCAGCAGCAUGAUCACCAGGGGUCGACGUCGCAGGCGCCGGCAGGACGUCCCCGCUGGACGCCGGGGAGGAGGACUCCGGCAGGCUCCCCGGGCUUCCUCUCGCCGGACCACGGCAGGAAGAAGCGCAGGCAGCUGCCGGCCUUCUGCUUCACCCUCUGCUGCAUCCUGUUCUGGCUGGCGGUGGUGGUGGUCGGCGUGGCCGUGCUCACCGUGUACCUCUACUACCGCCCGCAGCCGCCGAAGCUCCGGGUGACCGACGCGUCCCUGAACGCCGGGUACGUGGACGAGCUGACCGUCCCCGGCGGCCCGGCCCGCGGCCUCGCGCUCAACGCGGACCUCACCGUGCUGGCCGCCAUCACGAGCCCCAACGCCAAGGUGAAGAUGGUCCUCUGGUACAUGCAGCUGGACCUGUACUUCGAGGGCCACAGGAUCGGCACUUCGACGGUGCUGCCGGCGCCGCUGUUCGAGGACCCCCGCACCUACGCGCUCCGGACCGUGGACUUCGUCGUCAGCGAGGCGCCGCUGUCGCGGGAGGACGCCAUUGCGUGGCGGAACGGGACGGUGGCGGGCGGGCCCGUGAAACUCAAGCUCGUCGGGAAGUUCCACACGCAGCUCAACUUCGGGCGGUGGCUGCCGUACAGGUACUGGGUGUACCCGCGCUGCACCCUCUGGAUGGACCCGCCGCCCACCGGCAAGCUGGUGCGGGCACGCUGCUGA